AUGGCGACGAGCCCCGAUGGCCGGUACCGAUAUGCAGCCAGCAGCGGUCAGUACGCACACUACGUUUUCAAUUCCAUCGAUCUGGACCGGAAUGGCUCACUAAGCUUUGAGGAGUUUGUCGCCAACCUGUCGAUCCUGCUGCGGGGCACCGUGGACGAGAAGCUGCAGUGGACCUUCUCGCUGUACGAUAUCAACGGCGAUGGGUGCAUCACGAAGGAGGAGAUGAAGGAGAUUGUGACGGCCAUCUACGAGCUGAUGGGCAAGGUUCCGGAGGGUUGCGAGGAGGAGCAGGCCAUCAAGGAUAAGGUCGAGCGGCUGUUUGAGAAAAUGGAUCGCAACUGUGACGGAAAGAUUACGCUGGAUGAGUUCAUCGAGUGCUGCACGAAGGACGAAAGCAUCCGCCGAUCGAUAGCCGUCUUCGACACCAUCUUCUAAGCCCCCGACGGUGGACCAUCGGGCGCCACGUUGGACACGUCGGACCACGUGUCGCUCGUUUCGUGGACAUCAAUUUCUCUUCCUAGAAGCACAUCCUUCACCGCAGCUUUCGGGCCGCGCCACAACGAAUACGGAGUGCAACUCCAAGAGUUCAAAGAAGAUGACACACCUAGAAUCUUCCACUUUAUGCGUAAACAGUGCAAAUCUUUCUACAAACUUCAUAUCCGAUCGUUGGUGUCCGUGCCGGACACAGUUGGGGGUCGUUCAGACCGGCCUUCCGAUUGUGUCCGAACCCAGCGUGAGCGCGCAGGUGGCAAAAACGGUCCCAAUUUUGGUGUUACACAUUCUACGUAAUCUAUCCUGUUGCUAGUUGAUUGUUUAGGAAAAGCUCCGCUUGUUUGCUCCACCUUACGGUGGCCCCCAAACAGGAAACACAUUCGAAGCAUGGCGCUUAACUUGACUAGCAAGAUAAGUAAACCCAACUCCGAGCGAUGUAGGUGUUCCAGGAAGUCAUAUGCUAGUGCAGUGAUCCGUACCGUAGCAAAAGCCAGUGACCCAAUUUCACUCCCUUUUCAAACGUGAUAUUUGCUGUUGUAAACUUUAACACUAACAAACAAAACCUUAUCGAGCCACACAGAAUCCGUAUCCGGGCCUGAUUUGUGCAGGCUGUUUUUGUCGUUUUACGAUUAUAAUUAGUAAAAGAAGCACGAUCACGGUCGAGCCGAAAGCUGCCAUCAGAGCUGGUAGCAAAUUGUUAUGCUUCCGUUGGUAUAGAUGCAGCCCGUACAAAGAGACCGUUCUAGCAACAAUGCACCCUAAUCUGCUGGCACUUGAAUACUAGAUACUAUAGCAUGUUAAUACUGUUCUUCCAUCUGAUUCGAUUCCUUUACCGUUACACACAACCUGUUGCCGUUCCUUAGACGAAGUCCUCCAAGUUGCUUACUCGUUCUUUACCACGUAUGUCCUCGAGAUUUCUCCAAAACGCAGCCAAACUUUUGAUGCUAAAGAAUCUCAAUCUUUCGGGUUCUCACUUUCUCAAACUUAUAUCCACACAAAAACGCACUCACUGUUUGAUCAAAAACAAACUACUUUCUACUCUUUAUAUAACGUUAACUCUUACACAUUUUAACUACCCGGCGGGUAAAUCGAGUUUUGGCGAAGACGAUGUAACGAAGUAAACGUUUGCAACUCUAUUGAUAACCAUGUUACACUGUUGCCAAUCGGUGAGGGGCACCACUUCCGAUGCUACCCUUUUCUCAGUCGGUGGCCGACGCCGUAUUUCGCUAACGUAUUCGCUCUAUGUAAUUACUUGUGGUAGCCUGGACAGAGAGUGGCAUACGGACCUCUCGGCGGAGUACAGGGUCUGAAAUUUCAUAUAGGUUUUGGAGUGUGAUAUUUUAUUUUUCAAUCGACUCCUUCCAAACAUGGCUGGAGGGAUGCAGAAAAUCCAGUUGUUUUCCAUACACUUUGUUAUCGCUUUUCCUAAGGAAAAGCGUUAUGCUGCACCUGAAGGCAGCGACAUUAAGGGUAUAUUGAUAAACCAAGUUUACAGGAAAUGAAAUGAUAUAAACCAUUAUUCUUCACGAGACAAUUGUUAUUUAUUUAAUAAUAAAUACAUUUCUGUACCGCAGACAGUAAUAGGAUCGUGGGGUACGGCGAAUCGUAUUAAUACACACCAAUCUACGUGCGUGUGCUAAGUCAAAUAAGCAAAUCACAAUACAUUUUGAAUGUCUGAAUGUUUCCAAUUGUUGUUGUCUUGAUAAAAAAAAUGUAUACAUCCAAACGCCACUGCUUCGUGUACGUGAGUGGAACGAAAUAAAUAUUUCCCUUAGAUUAAGUAAGUGAUUAUGAUCCUUCGAGGGAACAGGAAAACACAAGACACAACAAACAAGCCCAAGCAUACAUAGGAUCAGACACAUACAAAACACUAACUCACGACCAGGCACAGAUUAGCGGUCCCCAUUUCAGUUGUUUCGAUGUUUGUAAUAUGAAAUCUGUAUUUCCACAUAAUACAUAUA
Molecule: messenger RNA, 2453 nt
Organism: Anopheles cruzii
Lineage: Eukaryota; Metazoa; Arthropoda; Insecta; Diptera; Culicidae
Product: Kv channel-interacting protein 4-like
Exons: 3
Coding region: 1-435 (144 amino acids)
Molecular function (GO): calcium ion binding
Source: RefSeq, a predicted model, not a curated record